GUCGGUAGUAUCGUCGUUAAAAUAAAUCAUUCAACUUAAAAUCGAUAAAUAAAUAAAUUAAAAAAAAAAACCUACGAAUAUUCGAAAAACAAAUUUUGUAUUAAAAGUCUAUGUACCAUCGUUUGUUGGUGUACUGAGUGAUUAUAGAUGGUUUUGGUGUUUUGUGAUCCGCUGGAACUGUGUUACAUUUAAAGUCCCGUUGCCCAUAACAGAAUCACGUAUAGAAGCUUGCAAUAGUAAUAGUAAAUUAUUUUGUAUUGAUCAUGGAGAUAAUAAAAACAAAGGACUAUCAAAUAGGAUGACCUUGGUUUAAUUGAAGACGUGACGCGAUGUCGCAGUCCGCGCUGGGAUUGGGCGGAGAGCGGCGUUACUCGGUGCCUUCCAAUCCAAUGAUGCACGACCCUAGAGGGAUGCAUUCCGAAGAUCUGCACGCGUGGUCUAUCUAUAGGCAAAACUUGAACUCAGACUUCACAGACAGCGCUUUAGGAAGCACCGACAAAAGUCCAUUGCCGUAUGGAAAUUUUCAGCUGAGGGAUACUACCGUGCAGUCAAUACUAUCCCAUCCUCGCUAUGGACCUAAAUCAGCUCUCGGUUCGAACAUGUACACGUAUCUCAAAUUUGGGCUACCACGAGUGUUUCCGCCGAAUCACAACGGCUCGCAAAGAUCUGGCACACCAAAGCCGAAAACUUCGAUAGGCAGCGGAAUGAAACCGGUACAAAGAAUACACCGACAGAGCAGAGGAGUUCGGGAAACGUCUUCAGGUUAUGACAGCUCCGACAACGAAACCACAGCUAACUACAACAAAUACAGCCGGAAGUAUCGAUCUGAUCCUGACUUUCGGAUGCAAAACCUUCAGUCUACUUAUCAGGCGAGUACUGGCGUGCCGCUGGUAGCGAUGCACCAGGCGGGUAUCCGGGAGCCGCAGUGGGCCAACUCCCGGCACAAGUCUGUCAGCGAAGCCAACUUACUGGGCAUAGACGGGCGACCGCAACGGUCCCAAUACACGAACAGAAGAAACAGUGUUGCCGAUUUCGUUCCGGACGGAGAUCAUCACAGUUAUCUGCUGCCGUCUUCGCACCUCGGUGGAAGGAUGUCGAAGGCCGGCAGUCACAUGUCGGUAGCGCACUCCAGGAAGCACUCCACGCUAAGGCCUGGAGAUCAACUCGACGGAUAUGCACAUUCAGCUUACAUUUACCCUAAUUAUUACGUAAACAAUUUAGAAAUAACGUCACCGGAAAACAAAUCAACGCUCGUGGUGUCAGGGUUGAGUUUCGAAGUGAAGUGUGGCGAGAUUCUCGCAGUGCUGGCGACCGCUCAGCAUGAGGCGACGGGACUAUUGGACGUUCUAGCUGGAGUUCGAAAGAAACUAUCCGGCGAUAUAGUGAUCAAUGGGCAGCCUGUAGCUUCGUCUACGCUCAGGAAAGUGGUAGCAUACGUGAGGAAUGACACCGCGCUGUGCCCCGCCAUGUCAGUGGAGCACACGUUGAGGUUUCAUGCCGCUUUGAGGAAGCCCAGGAACACGCAUAGUCACGUUAAAAUGGGUGACCGUGAUCGGAUAAAUCUUCUGAUAGAAGAGCUUGGUUUAGAACAAGUUAGGGACACGAAUGUAGGGCGAUUGACUCGCUCGGAGAUCCGUAGACUGAAUGUUGCGUGUCAACUACUUUUGGACAUGGCUAUCCUUAUCUUAGACCAGCCUACGAAAGAGAUGGACAUAUUUGACACGUUCUUCUUGGUGGAGUAUCUUCGGAACUGGGCCAGCACUGGUCGUGUCGUGAUCAUGUCGUUACAUCCACCUACGUAUGAGAUUUUUGCCAUGUUGACUAAAGUUGUAUUGAUAUCAGCAGGUCGAACAAUGUUCAGCGGUUACAGACGGGAUAUGUUGCCAUAUUUCUCAUCCAUCGAUUAUCCCUGCCCUGCCUUCAAGAACCCAUCGGACUAUUAUUUGGACCUGGUGACCCUGGAUGAGUUGUCAGCGGCGGCGCUGCUCGAGUCCUCGGGCCGCAUCGAGGCGCUGAGCGCUGCCCGGCCGGCCACUCGCGCUGCCCCGCCCCCUGCCGCGCCCCUCCCCGCGCCCCGACACCCGCCCGCGCCGCACGUGCAGAUACUCGCACUACUGCAAAAAACUUUAGUAUUCACUCAAGUUUCGACAUUAUCGAAUAUCAUCACGCGAGUCCUCAUAGCUGCUAUUAUAUCUAUUAUCACCGGAACCAUCUUCUGGGACCUGCCAUCCACCGACCCUAAGUUAACACAGAACGACAGAAUAGGAUUUCACUACACGGUGAUGUGUUUGUCUGCUUGGCCGGUGUUGCUAUGGCUCGGCGCCAGAGAGGCCAGCUCGAUGAGGAAGCACGUCGAGAGAGAUAUCGCUGUAGGACUUUACUCCAGGACCGUGUUUAUAUUAUACGAUCAAUUUAUCGAAGUACUUUCAGCGAUAUUGACCUGGCUAGCAUACUUGGUUCCGAGUUAUGCCAUGUCGGGGCUGUAUGCACCAACACCAGGUGCCUUCGACGCCUUCUAUAUCUAUUUAGGAUGCAUGGUGUUAUUUUUUAUCAACAUCCAAAUGGUGUGUCGAGCAACGAUAUUCCUGGUUCCGAUGGAGAAGACGGCCUCAGUGAUAUCUGGCGUAUGUCUCCUGCUCGGCACCUUGGUAAACGGCGUGAUGAUACAGCAGGCGGAUCUGCCUUAUUACGUGAAAUGGCUGCAAUACGUGUCUCCAUCGAGGUGGACGAUACCGGAGAUAUUGAGGAGGGAACUAAGCGAAACGGUGUUGAGGAACAGCAUCAGUAAAGAUCUCAGAUGCACCAAUAAACAGAGGCCGUAUCCCGAUAUAAUAGUACAAUCGCCGUGUCCGCCGCCGAAUGGAACUCAGGUGCUCUCCAACUACGGGUACCUUCGCGCGGACAACCUCUGGGAGCAAACGGACGACAGAUUCCUGAUCGCGCUGACCAUAUUCUACGCGGUGUUCUCGCUGAUUGCGAUAAUCGCUUUUGUCGCCGACUGUCCCAGUUAUAGGAGAAGCAAAGAACGGAACAGUAUGAAAGGACACAAGGUAACAGUUAACACUCCAUGAGGGUACUUAUUAAACUGGGAGCGCUCAUUCGAAAUAGAAAAAUUGUAUAUCAAACAUUUGCGAUAUGCUGGGUGUUAGGAGACCGUUUCCGAAAACGAAGACAGACGAUAGUACUAAUGACACCUUUGAUGAUGGAGUUGUUUAGAAAAAUGUUGUAAAUAAGUAUUUGUGCGAUCGCGCGAGUCUGCGCCGCGCCCUAUCGUUCGUUGAUCCGAGCAUCAGCUGUUUUUGAUUUUGUGUUUCAUUGCUGGUUUUUUUUUUAGUAAAGUAAUGUAU
This is a messenger RNA of Bombyx mandarina (wild silkworm), 3347 nucleotides long. RefSeq lists its product as uncharacterized. Gene Ontology annotation, biological process: transmembrane transport. NCBI's taxonomy places the organism in Eukaryota, Metazoa, Arthropoda, Insecta, Lepidoptera, Bombycidae. Gene Ontology annotation, cellular component: plasma membrane. The record is from RefSeq and is a predicted model, not a curated record. Gene Ontology annotation, molecular function: ATP binding; ATP hydrolysis activity; ABC-type transporter activity.